Chaetomium strumarium is the source of this 1686-nucleotide messenger RNA. RefSeq names its product S-adenosyl-L-methionine-dependent methyltransferase. Gene Ontology annotation, molecular function: methyltransferase activity. Bases 276 to 1496 code for a protein of 406 amino acids. The record is from RefSeq and is a predicted model, not a curated record. The transcript has 9 exons. NCBI's taxonomy places the organism in Eukaryota, Fungi, Ascomycota, Sordariomycetes, Sordariales, Chaetomiaceae.
GUGAGGUAAGGUGCUUACCGCAUCGGGAAUCCACUUCAAAGUUCCCGUCGGUAGACUCGGUACCACAGCUGGAAGGAAUUGACCCCGGCCCUGUUGGUUAUUUGUCCUCCCUAGCAAUAUCCCCUCUCUCACCCUCCAUUCCGACAUCACUUAACCCCGCCAAGAGCCAUUUCUCGAGAUUCCGUUCACCUAGCAACCCUCAUUCCUCUCGGAUGCUCCCAUACCCCAUGUUUCAAAAGACACGGGCCUAGGGAAGUGGCAUACAACAGUCGACUAUGGCGGACAAACAGCCCGAGUCCAAAUUGUCGGCGCCGGCGUCUGAGAAGGGUGAGGCGAGCGCCACCGCCGGCGCCACUGUGCAACAUAGUGAGCCGCCGGCAGCAACGCCCGCACCGGCACCCGCUACAGCAGAAGCUGAGCCAACAGCGACCACAGGCGAGUCGUCGGCACCACCCCAAGCCGGGACGGCAGCAACCACUACAAGCGUGACUGCGACUGUGACUGCGCUUCCGCCGGAACAUUGGACUGAAGCCCCGGCGGGUGAUUCGGACGACGAUGGGGAUUCCGCACUGGGCGAGGAUGCGUUGAGUUCGACUGCGUCAAUUUCAAGUACGAUCCUCAAGUAUAGGACCAUCCACGGCCGAACCUUCCACAGCGAGAUCGGCAAUGCCACGUACUGGGGAACGAACGAUGAGCGCCACAGCGAAUCGUUGGAUGUAUUACACCAUCUGUUCACUCUGUGCCUCGAUGGCGAGAUAUACGCGGCGCCGGUCAAGGAUCCAAAGAAAGCCCUCGACAUUGGCACUGGCACGGGAAUCUGGGCGAUGGACUUUGCCGAUAAAUGGCCAGGCUGCGAGGUCAUCGGCACGGACAUCAGCCCUAUUCAACCCACAUGGGUUCCGCCAAACCUGAAGUUCGAGAUCGACGACUGCACACAGCCAUGGACAUUCGAGGCCGGCAGCUUCGACUACGUGCACAUCCGCUACCUGCAGGGCUGCAUUGCCGACUGGUAUGCCUUCUUCCGGGAGGCGUACAAGGCCCUGGCGCCCGGCGGGUGGCUGGAGAGCCACGAGGCGUCGCCCAACGUCUUCUCCGACGACGACACGCUGCCGCCCACGAGCGCCAUCGCCCAGUGGGGCCCGCUGUUCGUCGACGGCGGCAAAGCCAUCGGCCGAAGCUUCACCAUUGUGGAUGAGGAUAUCCAGCGGAAGGCCAUGGAGGAGGCCGGGUUUGUUGAUAUCCAGGAGAAACUGAUCAAGGUUCCGAGCGGUGGCUGGCCGGCGGAUCCCAAGCAGAGAGAAAUUGGGAUCUUCGCACAGCAUGCGAUCGAGACGGACGUCGAGGGUUUCAUCCUCUUCAUGACGACCGUCCUUGGCUGGUCCAGGGAGCAAGUAACCGUCUACAUCGCUCAUCUGCGGCGCGAACUGCGCUCGCUCAAGCAUCACGUUUGCUACUGGCAGAAGGUCGUGUGGGGGAGGAAACCGGAGACGGCGUGAUUCAAGCUGCCACUUAAAGCUCGGUAUUGUUGCAUGAAGCUUUUAAGUAUCUCGUUAAAUCUCUACUAUACUAAGCGAGUUCUCGGUUCAUGAUAUCUCGUCAUUCUCAGCCUACCUGUCAACUUCCGUGGCUCUAGUUUCAACUCAAACAGAUCCACCAGAGAAAUACCAAGCAGUGAAAUGCCUCGCU